AUGUCUGAUUUGAUAAAAUUUUUAGAGCAAAAUCCAGUAAAUUUUAUUGAUUUUCGUUUCACAGACUUCAUUGGGAAGGUUCAUAGCACUACAUAUAAUGCUGAUAGGCUAGCUGAAAAUACAAUAGAUCUAGUGCCAGAUUUACAAACAAUAUUUCUUGAUCCGUUUUGUGUUCAACCAACAGCUGUUGUACUAUGCAUGCAUGAUUCACGAUCAGUAGCUAAAAAAGCGUAUGAUUAUGUUUUAUCAACAAAAAUAGCAGAUGAGGUUCUGUGUGGCUUUGAAAUAGGAUUUUCUAUUUUUGACGAAGUGCAAUUCAGAGUUAACCAAUACAAUUCACAUGUAAGUUUGAGUCCUGUAGAGAAUUAUUUGAGUGUAAAAAAACAUAAUCAUAGGAGUUUUGAUUCCACUUCUGCAAUAGAUCCAUUGUCUGAUUUAAGGUCGGAAAUAUUGCUAAUGAUGAAGGAAAGCGGUAUAGAGAAUGCAUUAUAUCAUAAGAAAAUUUCACCUUUUCAAGGUCUAAUAAGGGUUGAUAGCAGUAAACUUUUGAAUUGUGCUGAUAGUAUCCAAAAGUCUAA
Messenger RNA from Cinara cedri, 578 nucleotides. NCBI's taxonomy places the organism in Eukaryota, Metazoa, Arthropoda, Insecta, Hemiptera, Aphididae. The record is from the annotation of a GenBank genome assembly.